CCGCGCUGCGCUCAACGGUUCCCAGGCUGGCCGGCAGAGCUGGGGCAUCAGGGCUGCAGCGCCGUGUGCACUGUCGACACCAGCGCCUAGGGCUCCGCAGCACCCCUGCGCCCGCCGCCGCCGCCGCCGCGAUGCUGGGGCUGCUCGUGGCGGUGCUGGCCCUGGCGCUCGCCUACUUCGCGCUGCUGGACGGCUGGUACCUGGUGCGCGUGCCGUGCGCCGUACUGCGCGCGCGCCUGCUGCAGCCCCGCGUCCGUGACCUGCUGGCUGAGCAGAGCUACGCGGGCCGCGUGCUGCCCUCGGACUUGGACCUGCUGCUGCACAUGAACAACGCGCGCUACCUGCGCGAGGCCGACGUGGCGCGCGCCGCUCACCUGGCCCGCUGCGGCGUGCUCGGGGCUCUGCGCGCGCUCGGGGCGCGCGCCGUGCUGGCCGCUUCGUGCGCGCGCUACCGCCGCUCGCUGCGUCUGCUCGAGCCGUUCGAGGUGCGCACCCGCCUGCUGGGCUGGGACGACCGCGCCUUCUACCUGGAGGCGCGCUUCAUCAGCCUGCGCGACGGCUUCGUGUGCGCGCUGCUGCGCUCCCGCCAGCACGUGCUGGGCACCUCGCCGGAGCGCGUCGUGCAGCACCUGUGCAAGCGCCGGGUGGAGCCCCCUGAGCUGCCAGCCGACCUGCAGCACUGGAUCGCCUACAAUGAGGCCAGCAGCCAGCUGCUCCGGGCCGAGAGCGGGCUUGGCGAUGUCGUAAAGGACCAGUGAGCAGCGCAGCCCACCCGCCCUGCCCGUCAGCCUUGACCUGGGGGCAG
Messenger RNA from Kogia breviceps (pygmy sperm whale), 805 nucleotides. It is a transcript of the gene THEM6, whose product is annotated as thioesterase superfamily member 6. Lineage: Eukaryota; Metazoa; Chordata; Mammalia; Artiodactyla; Physeteridae. The record is from RefSeq and is a predicted model, not a curated record.